AUGGCGGCGCUGCUGCUGGUGCUGCUGGCGGCGCUGGGCGGGCGGGCCGUGCUGCCGGGCGGGCGCUGCGCGGCGCCGCUGGCCGACCUGCGCUCGCAGAUCUCGGGCGUGGAGACGCUGCUGGAGGAGUUCCGCCGGCAGCUGCAGCAGGAGGAGCCGGGACCGCCGGCGACGGCGGGCGGAGGAGGGGGCGGCGGGGAGCGGUGCGGCGGAAGCGGCGGCUUCUCGGCCAGGCCCGACUCCAUCAUCCGCACCAAGGACUCCAUCGCGGCCGGCGCCACCUUCCUGCGGGCGCCCGGCGCCGCGUCGGGCUGGCGGCAGUGCCUGGACGCCUGCUGCGCCGAGCCGCGCUGCACGCUGGCCGUGGUGCAGGGGCCCGCCCGCCCGCGGGGCACGGCGGCCGAGCCGGGCUGCUACCUCUUCGACUGCACGCACCGCGGCCGGCCCGUCUGCCGCUUCGCCCCGCACCGCGGCUACAGCUCCUACAGUCGCCGCACCGCCGGCAUCGCCCCGCCGCCCCCGGAAGAAGAAUAUGAUGAGCCUCCACAGUGUAGGGCAGGCCAAGACAUUGUGCUGCAGUCACCUGUGGACUGGGUGCUUUUGGAUGGCCGGGAAAGUUCCGAUGACCACGGAAUUGUGCACUAUGAGUGGACACUGCUGCAGGGCGACUCAUCAGUUGAAAUGCAGGUACCACAGCCAGGAACACUGAAAUUGUCCCACAUUCAGGAAGGCGGGUAUAUUUUCCAGCUAACAGUGACAGACACUGCAGGUCAGAGAAGCUCUGACAACGUCUCUGUGACCAUUCUGCCCAUGGUUCAUUCUGCAGCAGCCUGCGUUGGGGUUUGCUCUCGCUACCAGUUUAUCUGUGAUGAUGGCUGCUGCAUUGACAUCACAUUUGCGUGUGAUGGUGUGAGACAGUGUCCUGAUGGAUCCGAUGAGACUUUCUGCCAGAAUCUCAGCUCGGGUCGGAAGACGGUGACACAUGCAGCUCUUGGCACCACCCAGCAAAGGACUGCAGGACUGACUGAAAACGUGGAGGAAAACUCUGCUGUGAACACCCUGAAAGCCACUGCCAGAAAUCAACCACUUCUCUCAGUGGAUGCAGACAUGUCUAACCAAUCGCUUUCUCAGGGACCAAAGAAACAAAUCAGUGGAUUUGUGCCAGAUAACAGUUCCUCAGGGAAAAGAACAGAUGAUAAAAAUGGGGAUGGCAUAAUGAUGCCAAAGAGAGAUCAGCUUGGAGGUGGUCGCCCAGCCCCAGAAACAGGUGCUGUGUUACCCUUAGCCUUAGGCUUGGCAAUCACUGCUUUGCUGCUGCUUAUGGUUGCUUGCAGACUGCGCUUAGUGAAACAGAAGCUCAAAAAGGCUCGACCCAUUACAUCUGAAGAGUCUGAUUACCUCAUCAAUGGGAUGUAUCUCUAAAAAUUGGAUUUGGGUCAGUUGUUUCCUCCCCUUUCUCCUGUGUCCAUGAAUCUCUGCCUGUGUAAAAGGACCAAAAUCUUUUGUUUAUUUUCAAGUGUAGAAGAAGCCUAUGAGAUGAAGAACAUACUCUUCCCCUUUGGCGAUGAUAGAAAAAGUGGGUAGAUGACCUUGCUCAGAGAAUAAGAAACAUUCAGGCUCCAGAGCAUAGCUCUAGUUGAUUGUUGUGCAGAGGACGCUGCAAGGUGGGGAGACCCCAAGCUGGAUGUGGGGUGCCCUUGCCCCUCCCCACAGCCAGGGCUGAGUGCACACCAGGGCCUGGUCACUGGAGCAGCCAAGGCUCCACAGCCCAGCUGUGUUGGCCAAGGUCGGGGGAAGCCUGUGCCAUCUUGCUCUUCUCCGUGCUGCCACCACUGUGGGGCCCUGGAUGCUCCAGCCAACAUGUUCCUUCACCAUCCAGCAGAGACCAGUUGUGUACUUUCCACCUGACACACUGGGAGCAUUUUCAUUAAAGAAUGUGUCUUGCUUUGUUAAUUAAAAGCAAUUGCUAUCCAGGCACCAGCUUUUGCAAAUCAAACUGGGAUUUAAGGAAGACAGCAUGUUAUUUUCACUCAGUUUAAACCUCUGCACUGCUAGCAGACAGCCAUGCUUGCUAAAUGCUGAAAUGAAAAAAUGCAGCUCCUCAGCUGGCUUGGGCUUCCCAGUGCUCGACAGCAGUCAUGUACUGCUACCUAAAGAAGCUGUGGAUGCCCCAUUGUUGGCAAUGUUCAAGGCCAAGCUGGAUGGAGCCCUGAGCAACCUGGUCUAGUGGAAGGUGUCCCUGGCUGUGGCAGGGGGGUUGGAGCUAAAUGAUCUUUAAGGUCCUCUCCAACCCAAACCCCUCUAUGAUUCUGUGUACAAUCCCAGGAACUGUGUCUCUCCCUGGAGCUCAGGGCUGGUUCAGCCUUUCCCACAUCCAGCCCACCACCCUCACACAGUGUGAGAACAGCACAGAGCAGUUUCUGCCUGAGAUGAUGGAGUGUAGGAUUCCUGCUGGUUAUCCCUUAGCUCCCUGCAAAGCUUGAAAGCUUCAGUGAUCUGCCCUUGCCCCAGAAAAAUUCUCAUAGAAUUAGAGCAAGUAAUUGAUAUGUGUGAGUGAACUGCAGAUGUGUUACCAGUAAAAUGUGUACAGUACAUGUUAUAUAUACAUAUAUAUAUGCACACACUGUGCUGUCUGUCUUGUUUGGCUGUCCCAAGGAUGUCACAUUCCUCAUGGGUCUCAAUAAAACCAGAGUCAAAUGAGGCAUGCAUUGUUUUGUAUGUUGUCUUUUGUACUUCAGUAACUUUAAGUCAGCAAGAAUAUUUCCAUGGUAUACAAAUAGUUCUUCAGGUAAUUUGUUCUUAAUUACUUUAUGUAAAAUAGUUCUAAUAAACCAAUUCUAUUCUUAUA
This is a messenger RNA of Lonchura striata (white-rumped munia), 2848 nucleotides long. RefSeq names its product LDL receptor related protein 11 (gene LRP11). The record is from RefSeq and is a predicted model, not a curated record. Gene Ontology annotation, molecular function: protein binding. NCBI's taxonomy places the organism in Eukaryota, Metazoa, Chordata, Aves, Passeriformes, Estrildidae.